Messenger RNA from Cryptococcus amylolentus CBS 6039, 1127 nucleotides. RefSeq lists its product as hypothetical. Gene Ontology annotation, cellular component: cytoplasm; nucleus; U1 snRNP. The record is from RefSeq and is a predicted model, not a curated record. Gene Ontology annotation, biological process: mRNA splicing, via spliceosome. NCBI's taxonomy places the organism in Eukaryota, Fungi, Basidiomycota, Tremellomycetes, Tremellales, Cryptococcaceae. The coding region runs from base 61 to 1083 and encodes 340 amino acids. Gene Ontology annotation, molecular function: mRNA binding; U1 snRNA binding. The transcript has 3 exons.
CUCCAUCUGCCAGUUGUCACCCUCCAUCUCUCGUCAUAUCCCACCGACUCGUCUACAGCAAUGGCCGAAGUAGCCCCCCCACCCACCGCCGUCCCGGAAUCAACAGACAUCAACAUGUCCGACGCCAACCGUCCAGCCGAAAGCGCCGAAGCGUCCACCGCCGAGGGCGACCAAGUCAAGCAAGAGGGCGAUGCGAAGCCAGAAGGGAAAGAGCAAGCAGAGGAAGAAGAAGAAGAUCCAAACAAGAUCCCAGACGAUGCCUGUCCAACGCUGUACUUGCAGAACCUGAAUGAAAAAGUCCGGAUACAAGUGAUGAAGGAAACACUGUCAAAUCUGUUCAAACCAUACAGACCUCUAGGCCCUGUGACGGCCCACAGAAACGUGAGGAUGAGGGGCCAAGCGUUCGUGUCGUUUCCGGAUAUCGAGACUGCCAACCAGGCGAGGCGGGAUGUGCACGAGUUUCCUCUAUACGGCAAGCCUAUUCAAAUAAAAUUCGCGAAGACGUUGGCGGAUGUGGUGGUCAAGAAGACGGGGGACGAAAAGGCGUUUGAAGAACAUACCAAGAAGAGAUUAGAAGACAAGAGUACAUCCCCCUCCUCCCCCUUCCCCUCCAUCCCCCCUCUCUCAUCUCACCUGGCUGACAUGUGGGAAACAGAGUUGAAACGCAAAAACAACCCCCUCCGCCAAAAAGCCCAAUCCAAACUCAAAUCCACCACCACCGACCCCUCCGACCCCUCCGCUUCCGCCUCAGCCCCCUCCGCCGCCAAAAAACAACGCCUCGCCCAAAUGCCCGACGAAUACCUCCCUCCCAAUUCUGUCCUCUUUGUCCAAAACCUCCCAGACGGCACGACAGCAGACGAUCUGCGCGAGGUAUUCGAGUUGCACCCCGGGCUGGUGGAGAUUAGGACGAUCGCGGCGAAGAAGGAUAUUGCGUUUGUAGAGUUUGGGGAUGAGGCGAGUGCGACGGUGGCGAAGGAUGCUUUGCAUAAUUUCAAGAUUGAUGGAGAGACCAAGAUGAAGGUGAGUUUUCUUGUUUUUUGUUUGGAGAGGUGUCGAGAUGAUGGUGCUGAUGAUGUGGUGUAGGUCACGUAUGCGAGAAAGUGAGAGGAUGUUGGUAUAUUGUGGCA